Messenger RNA from Myxocyprinus asiaticus (Chinese sucker), 606 nucleotides. RefSeq names its product ras-related protein Rab-9A-like. Gene Ontology annotation, molecular function: GTP binding; GTPase activity. Gene Ontology annotation, cellular component: lysosome; phagocytic vesicle; late endosome. The transcript has a single exon. Bases 1 to 606 code for a protein of 201 amino acids. The record is from RefSeq and is a predicted model, not a curated record. NCBI's taxonomy places the organism in Eukaryota, Metazoa, Chordata, Actinopteri, Cypriniformes, Catostomidae. Gene Ontology annotation, biological process: retrograde transport, endosome to Golgi; Rab protein signal transduction.
AUGUCAUCCAAAUCAUCCCUUCUGAAAGUCAUUCUUCUGGGUGAUGGUGGCAUUGGCAAGAGCUCCCUCAUGAACCGCUACGUCACCAACAAGUUUGACUCCCACCUUUUCCACACCAUCGGUGUAGAGUUCCUCAAUAAAGACCUGGGGGUCGACGGCCGUACAGUCACCUUGCAAAUCUGGGAUACGGCCGGCCAGGAGAGAUUCCGAAGUCUGCGAACACCCUUUUACCGUGGUUCUGACUGCUGCCUGCUGACCUUUAGCGUGGACGACAGUCAGAGCUUCCACAACCUCGACAACUGGAAAAAAGAGUUCGUCUACUAUGCCGACGUCAAGGAACCUGACACGUUUCCUUUUGUGGUUCUGGGUAACAAGAUCGACGUGCCGGAAAGACAAGUGACAAGUGAAGAAGCUCAGGAAUGGUGCAGGGAGAACGGCAACUUCCCGUAUUUCGAGACCAGUGCGAAAGAUGCAAUUAAUGUUGCGGUAGCAUUCGAGGAAGCUGUGAGGAGAGUUCUAGCCAUGGAGGAGCGGCACGAGCAUUUGAUUCUGACAGACACGGUCAAUCUGCAUCGGAAGCCACGUAGCGGCACCUCCUGCUGUUAA